AAGAAGUCUGCUCUCUAAGCCUUGUUUUGGGGUACACCAUCAGUACUUUUAUUCAUGCUAUGGACAUUGCAAGCAGGGCUGGUGUGUUCUAUAAGUUCGGAAGUCAUGAAGCUGCUAAUUAGGCAUUGCAGUUACACAGUACCUCGAACUGGAUGAACCCAUCCACCAGCCAUAUGGAGUGCUACAGUAAUUUAGUCUCUGCAGCAGUACUCAAGAUACAAACAUGCCAUCUGAUAAAGGAGAUUAUCUUCAGGUCCUGUGUCAAGUAGAGCUUGGACUGGAGAAUUUACCAUCUUCACCUGAGACCCUGCUGAGUAUAGUUUAUCUCUGCUCAUUCCAGAAGAUACAUCUGCACAGCUAACGAAAGGAUUAACAUAGAUUCAGGCUUUUUUUGAGAAAGACAAGAUCAAAUAUGGGUUUGCAGAUUGAGCUUUGCCUUUCCAAAAUGAAAUCCAUGAUCAAGGGAUUCCAAGAUUUUCACAUUCAAAGAAAAAGUGACUAGCAUAGAUGCUGAUGGACAUCUGUGGGAUUUAAUUCAUGACACUGACAGCAAUUCAAAUUAUUACUGUUGUUGUUAGUAAUGCAAUUAUUUUAUUAAUUAGUUUAAAAAUAAUUAGCAGAAUCUGUUUCAUAAUAUUUUCAACAAAUCUCAGCCUGGAUGCAGAUGGAUGAUCUCUGUUGAAGUGAGGUACAGAAAUAUCCGUUGAAGUAUUUAAUUUGAGUUACAAGGACACAUUCCAUGGCAUUGCCAUGUCAUGUGUUACCUUGGCUGUAACAUUAUGUUGCCUAAAUCCCUAUGAAAACCCUGUGCACUGUGUUGUGCAAGAGACCUGGUGAUUGCUUCCCAGCAGUGAUGAGAAUGAGUUAUGAGCCUCUCUGCCUCUUCCUAAAAUAACAGGGAAUUAAUUUCAUGUGGGCAAACACUUGACUCAUUCUUCUUGGAACUGAUAGCUUACCACAGGACUUGGAGGCUGCUCAGUGAACCAGUCCAUGGUUCACAGGAAGAAGAAGCCUCCAGAGGAGCUCAGACACUCAAAGAAUAACAUUCUUGGCCAAAAAUAACCCUGAACACAAAAAAAAAAAAAAAAAAAAAAAAAGUUGGUUUACUUGUAAAUCUGUUGCAGCAACAUGUACCUCGAUGUUGCUGAUACGUGAGAGAGAAGUGGUACAGCCAUCCUUGUGUGUUCACUUUUCUGUUUCCAAGUAAAGCUUCUUCCCAAGCAAACCAACGCCACAUAUGAUAUACAUGGCUCAUGGUCAUGAGUCACAUGAGUUACAUCAGCUGCUGGUGGUGAAGACCCUGGUGAAGUAUUUUGGACAGGAAAUACAGAGAGAGAAGAUACGUGUACUUUGGAAGAGAAUAUGACGAAAUGACUUGUUCAGAAGACUCCUUAAAGGCAGCCAUAAAGGAACCACUUUAUCUUAGAACAAAAGCAUGGUGACUUCUGAAUAUUACAUCACCAAAUGAGGAACCCACAAGCAAGACAUAAUUUUUACUUGGCGGCACCUGACUUGCUGGAUCCCAAAUCGGCCACUCAGAACUCCAAACCAAGAUUAUCAUUUUCCACCAAGCCUACUGUGCUCUCCUCACGGGAGGAAAGUGAUUCGGCCAUUAAUGUUAUGAAAUGGAAGACAGUCUCAACAAUUUUUCUGGUUGUAGUCGUGUAUUUAAUAAUUGGAGCAACAGUAUUUAAAGCCCUGGAGCAGCCUUAUGAGACCUCCCAGAGAACCACCAUUGUGAUUCAGAAGCAGACGUUUGUUUCUCAGCAUUCCUGUGUGAAUGCAACAGAGCUUGAUGAACUGAUUCAGCAAGUAGUGGCAGCAAUAAAUGCAGGAAUCAUACCUUUAGGAAAUACAUCUACUCAGAACAGUCACUGGGACUUGGGAAGUUCCUUCUUCUUUGCUGGCACUGUUAUUACCACCAUAGGCUUUGGAAACAUCUCCCCACGCACACAAGGUGGAAAGAUAUUCUGUAUCAUCUAUGCCUUAUUGGGAAUUCCUCUGUUUGGUUUUCUGUUGGCUGGUGUUGGAGAUCAACUAGGGACAAUCUUUGGAAAAGGAAUCGCCAAAGUAGAAGAUACCUUUGUUAAAUGGAAUGUGAGUCAGACAAAGAUUCGCAUAAUAUCAACAAUAAUAUUCAUACUGUUUGGCUGCGUGCUGUUUGUCGCUCUUCCUGCAGUUAUAUUCAAGCACAUAGAAGGCUGGAGCACACUAGAUGCAAUUUACUUUGUGGUUAUCACUUUAACUACCAUUGGAUUUGGUGACUACGUUGCAGGGGGAUCAGAUAUUGAGUACCAAGAUUUUUAUAAGCCGGUGGUGUGGUUCUGGAUCCUUGUUGGGCUUGCUUACUUUGCAGCUGUCCUCAGCAUGAUUGGAGACUGGCUAAGAGUCAUUUCUAAAAAGACAAAGGAAGAGGUAGGGGAAUUCAGAGCCCAUGCUGCGGAGUGGACAGCCAACGUCACCGCAGAGUUCAAAGAAACUCGAAGGCGCCUGAGCGUGGAGAUCUAUGACAAGUUCCAGCGGGCUACCUCUAUCAAAAGGAAGCUCUCUGCAGAACUCGCCGUCAACCACAAUCAAGACCUGACUCCCUGCAAGAGAACCCUGUCAGUCAACCAUCUGACCAGUGAGAAGGACAUCUUGCCAGCUCUAACAAAGACGGACAGCAUUUACAUGAAUGGUUUGACACCACACUGUGCCACAGAAGAGAUAGCUGUUAUUGAAAACAUUAAGUAGCCAUGACUUUGGAUCCCAGUCCUCGAGAAGCUCUUGGCUUAGACUGGCCACUUACCUUUUUUCCUCCACCUUGUCAAUGAUCAAUGCUAAUAGCAUUUUAUAUGUGUGCAUGAAUUCCACAGAAACUACAGUGCAGAGUUACCAUCACAUCUCUUCAAAGACACAAAGAUGAAUGGCACUUCUGUUAUCAAAAGAUGCUGGAACAAGCAACGUCUUCUGCCUUUAUCUGCCCAGACUGUUUUUCACUUCUCCCGUUGUGCCAUAUGGCCUCAAGAAUGAAUCACACUUGUUUCUGGUAACAAUGUAGCUUUGAGGGAUCAGUCCUUAAAAUUUCAGGGUCUACCUUACUGAGCCUAGGAAUGGACCAUUUCUGGACUACAACACAUUUGUAAAUGGCAAGAAAUUCUUAUGCAGCCUUUUACCUAAGAAAUUUUUGUCAGUGCCUUAUCUUUUGAAGAACCAGAACCUCUGCAGUUCCUGUAUGGUUUUUUGUUUGAUUUUUUUUUUUUCCACAUGGGAAGUGUAUUUCAUUUGAUCUUUUAUUCUUCUUGAAAUGAUGGUGUUUUAAAGGUGUCUGUCACGAAGAUACCAACCAGCAUGAAUGAAUGCCAAAACUCAACAAUUAUCAAAUGACGUUCUUAGCUCUAAAUUUAAAGGCACUGCAGUUUCUAAAGUUGCAAACACAUCCCCCAGAAGCAUUUUGUUUUACUCAGGUCCAGCUGACACUUGUUUCACACUGACUUGUAGAAUUUGCAGACCCUCUUUAGGUCUUAUUUUUUCAAGCAGUGUUCAGCAGUUGUUUUUUUUCUCUGCAUCAGAUGUACCAAAAAGUCUGCAUCUUAUCUAUCACUAAAUUAUUUGGUAGAUGACAAGAGCAAAUAAAUAUUACUAUUUCAAGGAGAGGCAGGAGAGGCUUUUAAUUGCUGUAUUCUAAUAACCAUAUCCACAAAACAAUGCAGAAAAAUACAGUGAUUUUUAAUAAGCAUAAACCUCCCGCCAGAUAUUUGCUCUAUGAAAAGGAUUUGUACCUUCCUCUUUAAGUCAAGUCACACCAGACACCAUACGAUAUUUUCCCCAGGAAUCCUGGAGUGCUUUCCUGAGUGUCACGCUGUACAGCGGCUGCCUGUGCCGGAGCUGUGACUAAUGUGGGAAUGCAAUUGAAACUGGUAUCACUGUGACUUUCUACGUUUCAAAUAGAGAUGACUCUGAAUAGAAAUACAGGCAUGAAGAGGAGCUGAUAAAUAGCACAAUCUGAAUACCGAUGAUUGUUCAGACAGGACAGGCUGAUGAGAAGCAGAUCUAAACCAGACUAUGGGUUUUCUUUAUUGGUUUUAAGAAAACACAUUAAUUUUGUACCUUCUGUUUUGCUUGUAGGUGUACAUGAGAUUCAGAAGAAAUGCAGGAUGGAAUGGAUAAUUUUGCUUUUUUUUCCCUUAUGUUAGUCUAUUGUAACUUGGCUGUACAUAAAAUGAAUAGAACAGGCCUUAAAGAAUAAUUUAGGCUCUGUGUAAAUUAAAAAAGAAUGGGACUUUGCUGAUUGGGCAUGAUUCAAGUGGCAAAUCUUACAGCAUCUCUGACCAUUAGACAACAUGCAAGAUAUGAAUGUUCAUGUUUUUUGGAUGCUUAGCUUGUUUUCUAAUAAAUAUAAGUUAAUAUGUAAAUUCAGUCAAUUCAGUGUAAAUAUCAAAGAAUUAACAUUUACAGAGAGUACGCUUUUAAAACUAAGGAAGUUCCAUGACACAGCACCGAGCAAUGCUCUUAUAACAAAGACCCUCAUCUCCCCAGCACAGUGUUCUGAAUGUCCACAUGGUGAGGGUUCUUGCCAUGUAUAAACUGUGAAUUGUAAUGAAAAAUAAAGUUUUUAAUUAAAAUAAGCUUUUCUGAAUCUCCUGCUUGCUACAACUGGAAUGCUGAAAAAAUAAUUUGUGAAACUGAUGUUUGUGCUUUCAUUGGCUACAGAGUAUAGCAGUUUUCCACCUGCUUUUUAAGCUGGUUUAGCAAUAAAGGCUUGACUCACCCAGCACAGAAA
This is a messenger RNA of Columba livia (rock pigeon), 4762 nucleotides long. It is a transcript of the gene KCNK2, whose product is annotated as potassium two pore domain channel subfamily K member 2. Bases 1465 to 2733 code for a protein of 422 amino acids. Lineage: Eukaryota; Metazoa; Chordata; Aves; Columbiformes; Columbidae. Gene Ontology annotation, biological process: potassium ion transmembrane transport; stabilization of membrane potential. Gene Ontology annotation, cellular component: plasma membrane. The transcript is spliced from 8 exons. The record is from RefSeq and is a predicted model, not a curated record. Gene Ontology annotation, molecular function: potassium ion leak channel activity; outward rectifier potassium channel activity.